AUGGUCAAACUUGCCAAGGAUUUUUUAACAUGUAAGAGUACUCCAGUACGUCAGCACCUUAGUUACUACUGCCUUACCGCUCGACCACGCUCUACCAAACUACAAAUGUCCAUAAUACCUUGCGUGAUCGUGAAUGCUGUGAAAGAAGUUCUCAUAACUGUGAUUCAAGAAACGCCCAAUAUCAUCAGAGCCUUCAAGGAGAAAGGCGGAAAGGAGAUGGAAGAGGAACACGAGAAACUUGCACAGGACAUGUGCGCCCUUCGGAAGGAACAAGAGCGGACUUCAGAGACCAUCAAUGCCCUUGUUGAGAGCCAAGAAAAAUUGAACAAAACCCUCGAGCUGCUGAUAAGACUGCUGACAGCGCUAGAUAGCCUGCCGUCAGGGACUUCGCGAGACCUGCGAGAGAGCAUUCGCGACGUCUUGGGUCAAGGAGGCCUCCGCCAGGACUCAGGCGCGCGUGUGCACGAGGGAAAUGUUUAUUCAUCAGAUCAGCAUAAUGAGAACAGCUCUGAAAACCAGGCUCCCUCAGGGCUAACCUGUGCAGUCUGCAGGUCGACCUACAACGCGCACGAUCGUCGUCCGCUUAUCUUCUCCAGCUGCGGCCACACCUUCUGCGAGGAAUGCCUUAGGACGGAGAACCGCAAGAGUGUGUUCCAGUGCCCUUCUUGCCGGCAGGACCGCGACCAGUUCUGGACGCUGAAGCCUAACUUCGCGCUGCUCGACCUGCUCGAAGCGGAGAUCAGGGACGACGAAGACGACGAAGACGACCUCAAGAAGGGUCUCCGCAUGGACGACGACGACCUGCUCUCCCUCGCCCUCCACAUGUCCGCACAGGAGGCCGAGAACAAGGAGUACAGGCGUCAGGUCGCCGCCUUACUCGCGCGAGAGCCCGCUGGGGCCGGCGACGUCCCCGGAGCGGAGGGCGGCUGGCAGGAGGAGGCAGAGGGGCGUCCGGGGAAGGAGGAAGCUUACUGCCAUGAGGAACUUGAAGGUCUUGAUGGGAAAAAGCUCCGCCUUGAGAAGGAGGAGGCUGAAGGAGAGAGGAAAACAUGCUUCUGGUUGGAGGAGGAAGAAGAACUGCAACUGGCCAUGGCUAUGUCACUAUCUCUCCAGACAAGCGAGUAAGAGGCAGCAGAUUAUUAUGAUACAGAGUAAACGCGCUGCAGCAUCAUGAAGGAGAAUUGAAGCCCUAAACACAAACACACACAAUGUUUGUGGAAACCUCACGUUGGCAGUGUGAUUAUGCGGUAUCCGUGAAUUGUGGUCACCUACAUUUAUAUAAGAAGUACAGCUUAUUAAGUGAUUAUGUAUAGUUUAUUAUUGUAUAAUAUUCAUGGGAAAUAUUAUGCAGGCACAUCACAUUUAUUUACUCAGUUGAUUUUCAAAGAAUCUAAAUGGA
Messenger RNA from Penaeus vannamei (Pacific white shrimp), 1399 nucleotides. Lineage: Eukaryota; Metazoa; Arthropoda; Malacostraca; Decapoda; Penaeidae. The record is from RefSeq and is a predicted model, not a curated record.